CAUCUAGUGGCUGAGCCUCGCAGUUUCAGUAUAUGACGCAUUUGACGGCAGUCUCCACAGCAGUACCUUGUCUGCGUCAGUCCCAGGACAGCACAAAAGGCAGCAUCUUCUGUUUCAUCCCUACUGUGAACCAGUGAGCACACCUUGCAGGCGAAGCGUCUUCUAGGCUGAGCCAGUAUGGGGAAGGAGAAGCUCCACAUUAACAUUGUGGUUAUAGGACAUGUGGACUCGGGGAAGUCCACCACCACAGGCCACCUCAUCUACAAGUGUGGGGGCAUCGACAAAAGAACGAUUGAGAAGUUUGAGAAGGAAGCUGCAGAGAUGGGAAAAGGAUCCUUUAAAUAUGCGUGGGUUUUGGACAAACUCAAGGCAGAGCGUGAACGUGGAAUCACCAUUGACAUCUCUCUCUGGAAGUUUGAGACAAGCAAGUAUUAUGUCACCAUCAUUGACGCUCCGGGACACAGAGACUUCAUCAAGAACAUGAUCACUGGGACAUCCCAGGCUGACUGUGCUGUGUUGAUUGUGGCUGCGGGUGUGGGCGAGUUUGAAGCUGGCAUCUCAAAGAACGGGCAGACUCGUGAGCAUGCCUUACUUGCCUACACUCUGGGAGUGAAGCAGCUCAUCGUAGGUGUCAACAAGAUGGAUUCAACUGAGCCCAACUACAGCCAGAAGCGCUAUGAAGAGAUUGUGAAGGAAGUCAGUACUUACAUCAAGAAGAUUGGGUACAAUCCCGACACCGUGGCUUUUGUACCCAUCUCAGGCUGGAAUGGAGACAACAUGUUGGAGCCCAGUCCUAAUAUGACCUGGUUCAAAGGCUGGAAGAUCAAUCGUAAAGAUGGAAGUGCCUCAGGCACCACUCUGCUGGAGGCUCUUGAUGCCAUCCAGCCUCCAACCCGACCCACUGACAAGCCUCUUCGUCUGCCUCUGCAGGACGUUUACAAAAUUGGAGGUAUUGGUACUGUGCCUGUGGGUCGAGUAGAAACAGGAAUCCUGAAACCUGGUAUGGUGGUGACUUUUGCUCCCGUCAAUGUGACCACUGAAGUCAAGUCAGUGGAGAUGCACCAUGAGGCCCUGAGUGAGGCGCUACCUGGAGACAAUGUGGGCUUUAAUGUCAAGAACGUCUCUGUGAAGGAUAUUCGCCGAGGUAAUGUGGCUGGAGACAGCAGGAACGACCCACCACAAGAGGCAGCUGGCUUCACCUCCCAGGUGAUUAUCCUGAACCACCCUGGUCAAAUCAGUGCUGGCUAUGCCCCUGUGCUCGACUGCCACACUGCACAUAUCGCUUGCAAGUUUGCAGAGCUGAAGGAAAAGAUAGACCGCCGCUCUGGAAAGAAGCUGGAGGAUAACCCGAAGUUUCUCAAAUCUGGAGAUGCUGCCAUUGUGGAUAUGAUCCCAGGCAAGCCUAUGUGUGUGGAGAGCUUCUCUGAGUACCCACCGCUUGGCCGUUUUGCUGUCCGAGACAUGCGUCAAACGGUGGCGGUGGGAGUGAUAAAAGGCGUGGAAAAGAAAGCCCCUACAAGUGGUAAAAUCACCAAAUCUGCACAGAAGGCACAGAAGGCCAAAUGAACGUUGUGCUGGGCUGCUGCCCCAAACGUUCAGAGAGGCAGAAGACCCGCAGACAUCUUGCUCCAUUUGCACACCAUAGUAAACGUCUGGUCCAUUAUCACAAUGCAUCGCAAAAGCAGACGAAGGAAAAAAUAAUUGUUUCAGUUAGAGAUUAGCACGUUAGCUAACUGUUAUACGUACAUUUGAUUGUAUCUUGUUUCGUGCUUGAACAUCACUACGGGUUUGCAUUGCAGUUCAAAGAUGUUAGUUGUUAGUUGUUAAAUUUAUCCUGCUAGUUUAUCUAGAGAUGCUCUGUAGUAACACAGUAAAGAUGUUCUUCUCUGUGAUCUCUGUACAAGUAAUGUUCCUUGUUCAAGCUUUAAAACUGUUAAACUCAGCAGCUAGAAAUAUACAGGUUGUUUGCAUGUUUGCUUAUAGCACCUCAGAGAAACCAGCUUUAGAAACUAAAAUAGUUCAACUAAACAUCCUGCCUGAUACAAGCUCCCUUAAAGUAGCUCUGAUCCACGUUACUGUAAAGUGUGUGCACCUUAAAUGCUGGUACUUGUGAGAAUAUGUUCGUAAAAGUAAAAUAUAUUUAAAAACUUCA
This is a messenger RNA of Xiphophorus hellerii (green swordtail), 2152 nucleotides long. RefSeq names its product elongation factor 1-alpha 1. Gene Ontology annotation, molecular function: GTP binding; translation elongation factor activity; GTPase activity. Gene Ontology annotation, biological process: translational elongation. Lineage: Eukaryota; Metazoa; Chordata; Actinopteri; Cyprinodontiformes; Poeciliidae. The coding region runs from base 178 to 1566 and encodes 462 amino acids. The transcript has 8 exons. The record is from RefSeq and is a predicted model, not a curated record.